Messenger RNA from Schistosoma bovis, 988 nucleotides. Lineage: Eukaryota; Metazoa; Platyhelminthes; Trematoda; Strigeidida; Schistosomatidae. The record is from the annotation of a GenBank genome assembly.
CGCUUCUCCAAUUUAUCCUUUUAUGGCCAUUCAUUGUCCACUCAUUGUAUAUUAUUAUAUCAGUCCAUUUGUUAACUUAAGUGGACGACCCAGCACAUUCUUCAACAGUUCAAGGUCGAGGGCCUGGUGUAGUUUAAGAGGUUGUUUAUUUUAUCUUUCGGCAAACUGGUUGGCACCCGAAUUUACAGUCACUCAUCACACACUGCACAAUGGACGAAGAAGAACUUUCUUUUAUACCCUACAGCACAUCUUACGUGUGGAAGCCCCCAAUAAAACUAUCUGAUUGCUCGUCUGAAUAUCUCCAAAAUUGUCCUGUUGACUACAGUCUUUUGGAAAACCCCUUUGCUUCCAAACCAGACGUGUAUAAUGCCGAACAGGAAGCAAAAUUAUGGCAAGGAUUGGGUAUAUUAACAACCAGUACUAGUGUGGUCGAUGGUGAGAAGCCGCCGAGUGAGAAUCCUUAUUACCUAACAGCAGUACCUGGUCUCCACAGCAAGCGGGAAUUGAAACGAAUUCGUCGAGCUGAACGCAAAAGCAAACUGUCAAACUGGUUUGAUCUUCCGAGACCUGAUGUCACUGAAGAAGAUCGUGAUGAUUUAGAAUUAAUUAGAUUACGUCGCGCUAUUUCAUCAGAUACACACGUGAGAAGAUCGGAUGGGAAGUCUGCUUACUUCCAGAGAGGUGUAGUUGUAGAUGAUCCUGGAAGCUUCUACGAUAGACUGCCGCGAAAACAAAGAGGUAAAACACUUGUAGAUGAGCUUCUAGCUAACGCUGAAAUUAUGAAGGCUCAACGGAAACGAUAUGCCAAGAUUGCACGUGCUAUGGCUGAAAAACGGGCUGCUAUCAAAAGAAAAGAGCAACAACAAAUGAAGCGCUUAAAAACUGGUCGUAAAAAACAACAAGCAACAGUUGUUGUUCGUGAAUGAUUCAUUUGUGAUUAAGCCUACAGUUUGUACAUAUAUUUGUGGAUUAAAUCGCGUUCAGUUGU